This is a messenger RNA of Scutellospora calospora, 134 nucleotides long. The record is from the annotation of a GenBank genome assembly. NCBI's taxonomy places the organism in Eukaryota, Fungi, Glomeromycota, Glomeromycetes, Diversisporales, Gigasporaceae.
AUGAAGUUGUUGUAAUAAAUGAAAUUGAAAAAAUGCUUGAUGAAAGAAUCGAUGAGGUUGAAGAAUAUCAUUUGAAAUCUCCUCAAAUAGGUCCUACAUCACCUAUAUAUAUUCCAGUAUCUCCUACUCAGUAA